AUGAACAAGAGCCUCUCAACCACUCUUUGCUUUGGACUUCUAACUUUGUUAUCCGUAAUGAUCUUUUUAGAAUCGGUGCAUGGACGGCCAUAUCUCAUCCAAGGAAAUGAAUUGUUUCCAGAUAAAGAAGAUACAAAACACAAGGAACUCUCUCUACUGAAUAAAAAUUUUGAUUUUCAAAGACUGUCCAAGAUUGAUAUAGAACUGGCUAAUAAAUUGGAAGAACUUAACCAGCUGGAAAAGCUAAAAGAGCAGCUCAUGGAGGCAAAGUAUGCUGAGAUGUCCUAUGCUAUAGAUGGUCUAUCCCCUUCUCAUUCUAAUAAGAGAGCUUGCUUUUGGAAGUACUGUGUCUAA
Pteropus alecto (black flying fox) is the source of this 354-nucleotide messenger RNA. It is a transcript of the gene UTS2B, whose product is annotated as urotensin 2B. The record is from RefSeq and is a predicted model, not a curated record. Gene Ontology annotation, biological process: blood vessel diameter maintenance; regulation of blood pressure. Gene Ontology annotation, molecular function: hormone activity. NCBI's taxonomy places the organism in Eukaryota, Metazoa, Chordata, Mammalia, Chiroptera, Pteropodidae. Gene Ontology annotation, cellular component: extracellular region.